Molecule: messenger RNA, 2327 nt
Organism: Neltuma alba
Lineage: Eukaryota; Viridiplantae; Streptophyta; Magnoliopsida; Fabales; Fabaceae
Product: probable GTP diphosphokinase CRSH, chloroplastic
Exons: 4
Coding region: 36-1811 (591 amino acids)
Biological process (GO): guanosine tetraphosphate metabolic process
Molecular function (GO): calcium ion binding
Source: RefSeq, a predicted model, not a curated record
ACCACAGGCAGCGCCUGGGUUCAUUUGAGAGGCUAAUGGAGCUUUCCCUUCCUCCCGACUCUCCACUUCGUCACUCGCUAUCCACACCCACCUUCUCCAUUCAUCAUCGUCAUCUCCUUACCCUGUUGUUCCCUCUUCCCCGUCGCAGACGCAUCAAGAAUCCGAUUUCCGGAUUACGAUUCUCGCCUCCCACUUCAUGCGUGGUGGAGGCCGAUGCCUCAGUGCCCGUCGCUAUCACUGCCCCGGAGCACGCCGGCGGCAAGAUGGUGAUGGAGCUCGUGGGUGCUUUCAACGAGCUCACGGAAAGGAUGAAUGUCCUGUCUACCAGCUCCUCUCGUCUUCUUUUCAAGUCUCUCAAGCUGUCAAUUCCCAUCUUGCAAAGUUUGCCUCUUGCUCCGGAUGGUCGUUCUCCACUUUCCAAGGCCUUGUCUGUGGCUAUGGUUCUCGCUGAUCUGCAGAUGGAUGCCGAAGUGAUCUCAGCUGGAAUAUUGAGAGAGGUGUGGGAGGCAGGCGCAGUAUCUAUAAUUGAAAUACGAAAUCAGAUCGGUGCCGGUACUGCUCAUCUGUUGCAUGAAAGUUUACGUGUGAGGAACAUUCCAUCCAGCGUAGAUGUUCUAGAUGAUGAUAACGCCGCAGCAUUAAGAAAGUUCUGCCUGACUUAUUACGAUAUUAGGGCUUUAAUUUUAGACUUGGCUUUGAAUCUUGACAUGAUGAGACAUCUUGACUACCUUCCUAGAUAUCAGCAACAGAUCCAUUCUCUAGAAGUUAUGAAAAUACAUGCUCCACUAGCUCAUGCAGUAGGAACUAAGUACUUAUCACUGGAAUUGGAAGACCUCUCAUUUCGCUAUUUGUUUCCUUAUUCUUAUCUUUAUGUGGAUGCAUGGUUACGAAGUCACGAGGCUGGGGGUAGAUCUCUAAUUGAUAUAUAUAGGGACGAGUUGCUGCAAAACUUAGAAGCUGAUGCGUUGCUUGCAGCCAUGGUGGAUGAUAUCUCAGUUAAGGGUCGCUAUAAGAGUCGAUAUAGCACAAUGAAGAAGAUUUUGAAAGAUGGUCGGAAACCAGAAGAUGCUAACGAUGUGCUAGGACUACGAGUGAUAUUAAAUCCCAGGCCUGGAGAUGAUACACUGGAAGUUGGAGAGCAAGCGUGCUACAGGACUCGCCAAAUCAUCCAAUCUUUAUGGAAGGAAAUUCCUCAUAGGACAAAAGAUUAUAUUGCCAAGCCCAAAGAAAACGGGUAUAGGAGCUUACAUAUGGCAGUGGAUGUGAGUGACAACGGGAGGGCCAGGCCACUAAUGGAAAUACAAAUAAGAACAACUCAAAUGGACAGUUUAGCUGUUGGCGGAACAGCAUCCCAUUCAUUAUACAAGGGGGGCGUUACUGAUCCAGAAGAGGCAAAACGUUUAAAGACCAUUAUGCUUGCCGCAGCUGAGCUGGCUGCUCUGCGUCUUAGAGAUCUUCCAAGUGCAAAUCUUAAGGGAAUAGAGAUGGACCAGAGAAAUAGAGUAUUUUACCUUCUCGACAAAAAUGGUGAUGGUAGAAUUAGCAUUGAGGAACUUACAGAGGUAAUGGAGGAGCUUGGUGCCCCAGGGGAAGAUGCCCGGGAGAUGAUGCUGCUCCUUGAUUCAAACAGUGACGGUUCCCUGAGCUCUGACGAAUUCGAUAAAUUCCAACAACAGGUUGAGAUUGUGCGGAGUUUAGAGGUUCAAGACGAAGAAUACAAGAAAAUGUUAGGCGAGAGGCUUCAUCCUGCGGAUGAAAGUGGUUUGAUUCAGGCAUACAGCAAGGAGUUUGGCAACAGGCUUGCCAGCUAGUGCCGCCUCUUCCUCUUCCCCUCCCCUUCUUCAUGUAGCAAUUUAUUGCCUCGGCUGCUAUUUCUUUUCGAGCUCGGGCUUGGAUGAUCUACAGUGAUUGAACCCUCCUAUCCUUGGAAACUGGGAACGAUGAGUGGCCCAUUUGUAAGUCCUCUAUUUUUCAUGUAUAAAAAUUAACUGUACAGUGAAAUUCCUGUGUGAUAGAGAAAUUGUUUUAAGAUGUCACAAUGGGAAUCUGAUAGAUAACUUGCUGAGUCAGUGAAUUGCGUCGUUCGAGCACCAGUAAGCUUCAAUGAUGGGAUAACUGCAGUAAAGAGAGAACUUGGCUCGCAUCAUGUUGUGUUAUAGAUUUUUUCACUUCAUUCGUAAUAUCGCCUGUAUUUCAAUACAUUGAUACAUGGAUGAACCUCAGCUUCGAUGGUGCCGUAUUUUUCUUUAAUUGGUUGGCAUCCAGAAGUUGUGUGCAAAAUUUUUGCUUCAAGUAUACAGAACAAGUGCAGGGUCGCUAUUUUCAGA